Lactuca sativa (garden lettuce) is the source of this 910-nucleotide messenger RNA. Its product is annotated as squamosa promoter-binding protein 1. Gene Ontology annotation, biological process: flower development. Gene Ontology annotation, cellular component: nucleus. The record is from RefSeq and is a predicted model, not a curated record. Gene Ontology annotation, molecular function: DNA binding; DNA-binding transcription factor activity. Lineage: Eukaryota; Viridiplantae; Streptophyta; Magnoliopsida; Asterales; Asteraceae.
UAAUGUUCAUUAUGCUCACAAAAAACGGCUCCGAUAAUUGGCUUAAUUAAUUAACUACUUUGUAUUAAAAACCUCUAGGUGUGUAUAUAUAGUUAUAUACUUCCUGUGGUCCUCACACACUCUUGUUUUAUAUCCAUCUCCUCACCUUUUCCAUUCUCUUCCUUCUUUCUAUAUACUGUAUCCACUCUUUCUUUUUUAUAUAUGGAAACAACAAAAUCUGGAAGGGUAGUCAGAAGCAUGAACGAUAUGUUGAAAAAUGAGAUGAUUGAAUAUGGGGAAGAAGAAGAAGAAGAAGGAGGAGAAGAAGAAGAUGAUGAUGAGAACUUCGGAGAGGGUAGUAGGAAGAAGAAGGUAAUGAGAAGGAGGGGUUCUGGUAGCGGAGGAGGUUCCGUACAACCUUGUUGUCAGGUGGAAGGUUGCACUGCUGAUAUGAGUAACUGCAAGACAUACCACCGGCGGCAUAAAGUCUGUGAGCUUCAUUCCAAGGCUCCAGUUGUUAUAACUGGUGGAUAUCAACAGCGGUUUUGUCAGCAAUGCAGCAGGUUCCAUGACCUAAUAGAAUUUGAUAAUGCCAAGAGAAGUUGUCGUAGGCGUUUAGCUGGGCAUAAUGAGCGCCGACGUAAAAGCUCCUUUGAAACUUAUGGAGACGGUUCCUGAUCAUUUAAGGAAAAGCGGAUUGUUAGUCCCUCAUCAACUCCUAAUAAAAUAAGACUUAUAUAACUAUAUUGAUGGCUAUGAUGCUCUCUCUCUUCUGUCAUUCUGUAAACUUUAUUAUCAAGAAGUGUUGUAGUAUAAGUAAAUAUAUAUGAGGAAUUCAUAAGGUAAUUAGUAAAUGAAUUGUGAUGUUGUACUAGCAAAUCAUACGCUAUUUAUGAUAACUUUCUAAUGAAAGUAAAUAUAUGAUUCUAUA